Salvelinus fontinalis (brook trout) is the source of this 4004-nucleotide messenger RNA. It is a transcript of the gene stk36, whose product is annotated as serine/threonine kinase 36 (fused homolog, Drosophila). Gene Ontology annotation, molecular function: ATP binding; protein kinase activity. The transcript has 21 exons. The record is from RefSeq and is a predicted model, not a curated record. Gene Ontology annotation, cellular component: cytoplasm. Bases 285 to 3740 code for a protein of 1151 amino acids. NCBI's taxonomy places the organism in Eukaryota, Metazoa, Chordata, Actinopteri, Salmoniformes, Salmonidae. Gene Ontology annotation, biological process: protein phosphorylation.
ACGCAACAGGUUGUCAAGCGCUCUUUGUUUUCUUUCCUCUGCACAUUGGUUAACACUUCAUUGCAGAAAAAUAUUCAUAUAUACCAAUGUUCAUAUAUUUUAUACUCAUGGAGCAAAUUGAAUAUAUGUUAAGGUCCUUCAAAUAACUAGUCUCUGCGACAUACGUUUAUCACCUCAUUAGCUAGCCUCUAUAAUUUUUCGAGGGAUAACGUGGAUAUUAAAGUUUUCCUAGCUAACGUUAACGUCGUUUAGCGAGCUAGCUAAGUUCUCUAACACUCUUCAACAUGGACUUGUAUCACGUUUUGGAGAUGAUAGGAGAGGGCUCGUUUGGACGAGUGUAUAAAGGACGUAAAAAGUUCAGUGGCCAAGUCGUGGCACUAAAGUUUAUCCCCAAGGUGGGUCGUUCUGAGAAGGAGCUGCGCAAUCUCAAAAGGGAAAUUGACAUCAUGAGGGGACUUCAACAUCCGAACAUUGUCCUGCUCUUAGACAGCUUUGAGACUGAACGAGAGGUUGUUGUUGUGACAGAGUAUGCAGAGGGAGAGUUGUUCCAGAUCCUUGAAGAUGAUGGGAACUUACCAGAGAGCCAGGUUCGUGAUAUUGCCUGCCAGCUGGUCUCUGCCUUGUAUUAUUUGCAUUCCCAUCGGAUUCUCCACCGUGACAUGAAACCACAGAACAUUCUGCUGGGCAAAGGAGGGGUGGUGAAGCUGUGUGAUUUUGGAUUUGCAAGAGCAAUGAGUGUGUCCACCCUGGUCCUGACCUCCAUCAAGGGGACGCCCCUCUACAUGUCCCCAGAACUGGUAGAGGAGAAGCCCUACGACCACACAGCCGACCUCUGGUCUCUGGGCUGCAUCCUCUAUGAGCUCCACACGGGGGUGCCACCCUUCUACACUAACUCCAUCUUUCAGCUGGUCCAGCUCAUAGUCAGAGACCCGGUCAAGUGGCCGGACACCAUGAGCCAGACCUGCAUGACUUUCCUGAAAGGUUUGUUGACCAAAGACCCACAGAAGAGGUUGUCGUGGCCACACCUCCUAAAACACCCAUUUGUUGCUGAUGGAGUUCUAGUUCUCUCAGACCCCGUUGUGUCCAGCCCGCUGACAGUGCCCCCCAGCCCAGACCUGCAGGUGCUAAAACUCCAGCAGGCAGUGCAGAAAGCAGCGCCACAUGGUGGAGAGGGGAGAUUACUGCGCAAGGCCAGGGAACAGAGGGACAAGAGAAACAGACAGGUGGGAAACGGAAAGACUGAAUCAUCUAGUCAGGCACCUUCAAGGACAGCCCCUGCAGUGAAGCCCCUGUCCAAAGACAGCCUGGUGGCUCCCUCAGAUGGUUUGGAUCAAGAUCUGUCACAAUUAACCGCCAAUCUGAGCCUUACCCCAAAACAGUCUGCCAUCGAGAUUUCCACUAACAGCAGGGGUCAGAUCAGCCGGGACUACGAACAGGAGUUCCCCUCCGUGGAGGUUGGGCCCCGACAGGCCCUGAGGCGACCUGAGACUCCGGAGCGGGGUCAGGCCAGGACCAGCCUGGGUGCCGUGAGGCUCCACAGCCAGGAUGUUGACAGUGAUGAGGAGUGGGAGAGGUUGAUCCAGCAGACCUCCGUUUCCAGCGGCCAAACCAUUCAAAUCAUACCUCGAUUGAAAGAGAAGUUGCUGACAUCCAAAACCCUGCUAUUGGAUGGUAUCCUGGAGGGGGCAUGUCAGAUCCGUCAGCCACUGAAGGUCCUGUCCAACCUGAUCUUGACCUCUGACUCCGAGGACUCCCAUCGACUUAGACAGGAAGUUGGACUACCUCAUUUCCUGUUCAACCUAGUCCAGGAUAUUGUGGAGAAUCCAGUGGUCGUUAAGCAACCAUGGAGUGUGACAGUACUGGGGGAAGUGAUUGUUCUACUCUUGAACUAUUGGGAGAAGCACCGUGACUGGCAACAAGCAGAGAACAAACUGGAAGAUUACGCCGUGCCCUUUUUCAAGAUUCUGCUUCGGCCUGACCCUAACCCAUUGGCACCUCUGGCUGCAGCCAUUCUGGCCAUAUUCAGCCAGUGUGGAGUCUCUGUGGUUGUUAGCAUGGACAAGAUCACUGCUCAGCUCAACAAGCUUCUCUCAGACUCCGACGAGCCACGCGUCCCGUUACCAUCAGGCUGGGGGUUCUGUGAUGGCUUCUUGUCAUUGGUUCUCCACACCCUAACUGAGCAUGAAAGCCCUCCACACUCUGCUUCUUUGGAUCCAAGCGUUCUGCGCCUCCUGUGGGUGAAAGUUGGUACUUCACUUGAGAAAACAUCAGCCAGAACAAAGUUCUGCUCCUCAAACGGACUGUAUGUGUUCCUGUCCCUCGCCCUUUUUGUCCUUACCAGGGACCCGUACUGCUGUGUUCCCUUGUUCUCAGACAGCGACACAAACUGCAUACUCACCCUGGGCCACCUGCUCACCACUGAUUGGCCAUCUGACGAGACUCACGGCCAGCUUUGGGGUGGUGACUCCAGUGGGAACAGCCUAUCAGUGUUGAGCUGCCACCUGCUGUGUUUCCCCUUUGCCCUGGACCUGUCCUCAGAGACCAUGGACAGACUACUCCAGCUGUACCACAGCGCUGGCAUUGUCACUGGCCUGCUGCAGGUUAUCCAGUCCGUUCCUCCGUCUCUCCUGGAACUGCCUCUCUCUCUGCUGUGUCGCCUGCUGCUGUGUGACCCCGGCCGCUCUGUCCCCUGCUUCACAGCAGCCGCCAGGGCCCAAGGCUUCUUCUCUCCACCCAGCAGUGACCCCAAGGAGGAUAGAAGAGACCAGGCACCAGCCUCCAGGGUCACGGACCAGGCUGGGCACCCAGUGUCUGUAUCUAGGACUGCCAGCUCCCUUCUCUCUGACCUGCUAAAGCCUGAUAGUGAAGCCCUAUGGGGGUCGGCCGUGGAGCUCUUCACCCUACUAUCCCAGGCUGCCCGCUGUUCCCCUAGGUCCCGACCCUCCACCCCUCAUCUCCACCUGGAGCCUGCUCCCCUGCACCAGGCCCUGGCUCACCCAGACGACAGGGUCAGAGCUGCUGCCUGUAGCCUGCUAGGUAACCUGGACCCGUUUACACCUCAUACUCCUCCCUCCACCAGUGACCCACAAUGGACCCGGCUGCAACCCGCCAUCCUCAGAGACAUAAUUGGCUGUCUCCACGACCCCUCCGCGUCCGUACGGAGGAUGGCCUGCAAGGCCGUGGGCAAUUGGCUGGGGCUCAUCGGAAAGGCAGAGUUUAGAACGCGGAGAGCCAAUGGGAGAGAGAACAGUAGUGCCCCUAUUACAGCCCGGGAAAGGAAGAAGGGCAAGCCAGACAAGACUGUGUCCUCCCAGUUCCUGGUAGGAGACGGAGGAGACUCAUCCACAACACUCAAACAGCAAGUAGCAGACCAGGAGGAUGGAAGUGGAUGGGUGGAGGAAGCCAAUUGGGCAACAACUGAGCUACUCUCCCUCAUGGCGGACCCUGAUGCCCUGACGCGCCGCCACUGCUGCGCUGCCCUGGGCAACAUGGCUGCUGUGGAAGGGGGUGUGGCCUCACUGCUGGAGGGAGACGUGCCCCUUCUCCUCCUACAGGCCGCCUGUACCGACUCCCAGCAUGCAGUCCAACGAGCGGCUGUCGCUACCCUGAGCUUAUACAGCCAACAGGACGCACUACGACAGGCUCUGCUGUCCCUCGAUGCACGUGAGAAACUUCGUCAGGCUUCGCAGCAUGUCGCACCUCCACAGUGUGACUACAGUCAGAUCAUCAAGCUGCUAUGAAGGCCAACGCAGCGAGUGAGAGAAAUAGUGUGUGUCUAUUUGAAAAUGACAUGCUCGGGAGUGAAUACUGGGUCCAUCUCACGUGGAAUGACUGGUUGCACUUGUUUGAAAAAUGUAUACAUGUAUAUGCUACAGGUAUGUAUGUCAAAGAAAAUCGUGUCGUGUAUAAAAAAUUGCUUGCCCUCCAUAACAAAAAUAUAGACAAGUGUUUUUGGCCUUACCCUCCGAGGAGCAGAUUGAUAAAGCAAUAAAACGUUAAAUAUA